Manis pentadactyla (Chinese pangolin) is the source of this 2072-nucleotide messenger RNA. It is a transcript of the gene PLCZ1, whose product is annotated as phospholipase C zeta 1. The record is from RefSeq and is a predicted model, not a curated record. Lineage: Eukaryota; Metazoa; Chordata; Mammalia; Pholidota; Manidae. Bases 1 to 2049 code for a protein of 682 amino acids. Gene Ontology annotation, molecular function: calcium ion binding; phosphatidylinositol-4,5-bisphosphate phospholipase C activity. Gene Ontology annotation, biological process: lipid metabolic process; positive regulation of cytosolic calcium ion concentration involved in egg activation; intracellular signal transduction. The transcript is spliced from 13 exons. Gene Ontology annotation, cellular component: nucleus.
AUGAGCAAGAAGCCAGAAAUCUUUCAAGGGCAGCAAGUUAUGGGGACCACACUUGUGUUUGGUUUCUGUGGGAUUCAAGCAUCAGCUAUCUCCAAAGAACAAAGAAUUUCCUUAACUUCUUGUGUGCUUCAUACAUGGUUUCUGUCUAUGAUUCGGGAUGACUUUAGAGGUGGAAAAAUUAACCUAGAAAAAACUCAGAAAUUACUUGAAAAACUAGAUGUUCGGUGCAGUAAUGUUCACGUGAAAUACAUUUUUAAGGCUAAUGACAGGCUGAAGCAAGGAAGAAUCACUAUAGAAGAAUUUAGAUCAAUUUAUCGAACUAUUGCGCACAGAAAAGAAAUUAGUGAGAUUUUCAACACGUAUUCUGAAAACCGAAAAGUUCUCUUUGAAAAAAAUCUGACUGCAUUUUUGAGGCAAGAACAGUAUACGUUUAACAUAAGCAAAACUACUAUUUCUGAGAUCAUUCAGAAAUAUGAACCUAUUCCAGAAGUUAGGCAAGCACAACAGAUGUCAUUUGAAGGCUUUACAAGAUACAUGGAUUCAUCUGAAUGUUUACUAUUUAACAACGAGUGUGAAAAAGUUUAUCAAGAUAUGAAUCAUCCAUUAAAUGAUUAUUUUAUUUCAAGUUCACAUAAUACAUACUUGAUAUCUGAUCAAUUAGUAGGACCAAGUGACCUUUGGGGAUAUGUAAGUGCCCUUGUAAAAGGAUGCCGUUGUCUGGAAAUUGACUGCUGGGAUGGAUCACAAAAUAAACCUAUUGUGUAUCAUGGGUAUACACUCACCAGCAGGCUUCUGUUUAAAACUGUUAUCCAAGCGAUACACAAAUAUGCAUUUGUGACGUCUGACUACCCAGUGGUGCUCUCAUUAGAAAAUCACUGCUCCGCUUCCCAGCAAGAAGUGAUGGCAGACAUUUUGCAGUCUGUUUUUGGAGAUACCUUGCUUUCUGAUAUGCUUGAUGAUUUUCCUGACAAACUACCUUCACCAGAGGCGUUAAAACUCAAAGUAUUAGUUAGAAACAAAAAAAUAGGAACCUUAAGGGAAACCCGUGAGAGGAGAGGCAGUGAUAAGCAUGGUCAGGUAGAGGAAUGUGAAGAGGAGGAGACAGAUCAAGAGGAUGAGGAGGACGAAGUCAAGGAAUCAGAAGCGGCAGGUAUUUUAAAAGAAGGUCCAGACCAGGAAACAGAGAAGAAAAGGGUCGUCGGAUUACCGCUUUUCAAGAAAAGAAGGGUAAAAGUGGCUAUGGCCCUAUCUGAUCUUGUCAUUUACACGAAAGCCGAGAAGUUCAGAAGCUUUCACCGUUCAAGAAUGCACCAGCAAUUUAAUGAAACUAAUUCUAUUGGGGAGACAAAAGCCCGAAAACUUUCCAAGUUGAAAGCCCAUGAUUUUAUUCUUCACACCAGGAAGUUCAUUACUAGGAUAUAUCCUAAAGGAACAAGAACAGACUCUUCUAAUUUUAAUCCUCAAGAAUUUUGGAAUUUAGGUUGUCAAAUGGUGGCCUUAAAUUUCCAGACUGCUGGUAUGCCUAUGGACCUUCAAAAUGGAAAAUUUUUAGACAAUGGUGGUUCUGGAUAUAUUUUGAAACCACAAUUCCUAAGAGAUGAUAAAUCAAACUUUAAUCCAAAUACAGCACUGGUAGACAGUAAUCCAGUUGUACUUACAAUAAGGCUCAUCAGUGGUGUCCAGUUGCCUCCCAGCAGCCAUUCAUCCUCCAACAAAGCUGACAGUUCAGUGACGGUAGAAAUUUUUGGCGUUCCAAAUGAUCAAGUGAAACAGCAGACUCGUGUAAUUAAAAGAAAUGCUUUUGGUCCAAGAUGGAAUGAAGCAUUUACAUUUAUUAUUCAGGUUCCAGAAUUGGCACUGAUACGUUUUGUUGUUGAAAAUCAAAGUUUAAUAGCUGGAAAUGAAUUUCUCGGGCAAUAUACUUUACCAGUUCUAUGUAUGAACAAAGGUUACCGUCGUAUCCCUCUGUUUUCCAGAAUGGGUGAGAGUCUUGAGCCUGCCUCGCUGUUCGUUUAUGUUUGGUACAUCAGAGCAACUAAUGGUGCUUGACACAAUGUUAGCUAUACAUCACA